GAGCCGCAGGGCGCCGCCGAGCUGAAGGCGCAGCAGGAGGGCAUCUGCACGAAGGAGACGGACGACCAGCUCACAAUGAAGGAGAGGUUGAUGAUGCUGGCCGCCGAGAGGGGCGCUCCCAGGGCGAUCAGAUGCCGGCUGGAGGAGGAGAACAAGUACUUCGCGCAGUCGGUGCUGGAGCGCAGGCUGGACAGCGUUCUGACAUCUCACCCCGCUGCUUCUACAUCGGAGAUCGUGCCUCCCAAGACGAAAAAGGACAGGUGUCCCGCCAGCAGGACAGAGAUGUUUUGGUGGAGA
Prorocentrum cordatum is the source of this 297-nucleotide messenger RNA. Lineage: Eukaryota; Dinophyceae; Prorocentrales; Prorocentraceae. The record is from the annotation of a GenBank genome assembly.